ACAACAUAGCAUGCUUUUCCCAGACAACACCCACCAAAACAGAGCGGAGAACUUUGAAAAAGCACAGCUCAACUCCAAGUACUCUGAAAUUGGUGGGAAAUGCAAACCCUAACGCCAAUACGGCCUCGUUUUGCAAGGCUGUGGAGCUUGAAUCCUUCGUCGCUCUCUAUCAGAACCUUGAGCCCUCGAGCAUUCUCUUCUUCUUCUUCUUCAGAUUACUCCAACCAGUCCCGCGGUGGCCUCCCUCGCUUCUUCUCCGAGCUUCUCCCUACUUCCAAGGGAGGCAUAGUUCGCGUACAAGGCGAUGAGUUCUGGCACAUGACCAAAGUUUUAAGAUUGCGCACAAACGAUAGGGUAGAGCUCUUCAAUGGGAAAGGAGGUUUGAUACAAGGUUUAAUACAGAGCGUCGACCGCUCUGGACUUGAUUUUGUGGCAUUGGAAGAUCCAAAGUCAGUUCUUCCACAGAGCACACAAUGGCAUGUAUUUGCAGCUUUUGGUACUUUAAAGGGUGGCCGAGCUGAUUGGCUUGUUGAGAAAUGCACGGAGCUGGGGGCAAGUAGUUUAACUCCUCUGCUGACUGAGCGGUCUCCUACUGUCUCAGAAAAUCGACUGGACAGGUUGCAGCGUGUCAAUAUGGCAGCAGCUAAACAAUGUCAACGGCUUCAUGAAAUGAUCUUGAAUACUCCAAAGAAUAUUAAUGGUCUUUUACCUCUUGUUGCAGAGUCAAAGCUAGCUUUUUUGGGAGUUGCAGAAGGUACUCCUCUUGUUAGUGCAUUAACUUCGUCAGGAACGGAGUCCAGUGGGUUGAUUGUGGUUGGACCUGAAGGUGACUUCACUGAGAAAGAGGUGAAUGAAUUGAUGCAAGCUGGUGCUAUCUCUGUUGGUCUUGGCCCACAUCGAUUACGGGUUGAAACUGCAACUGUGGCUCUUCUGGCAACUCUCAUGUUGUGGUCUGAUUCUCAAAAAACAUGAUCUCACUCUCAAGGGUAGGUGUUUCAGCUGCUGGAGGAAUUCCCAAAAGAGUUAGUUGGUGCCGCCCCGAAAAAAUUUGUUGGUUCAGGGCUAGUAGGAAUUAUGUAUGGUGGAUUUAUGUUGUGCACAAAAAAGUAAGUAUCAAGAUUACAUCACUUGUUUGUGUUUCCUUUUCCUCUCCUCUUGCUUACAACGUCCUCUCAUUUUCUCAGCAACUUUCCCAGUGUCAUAUCACGCCAUUUUGUCCAAUUA
Molecule: messenger RNA, 1224 nt
Organism: Prunus avium (sweet cherry)
Lineage: Eukaryota; Viridiplantae; Streptophyta; Magnoliopsida; Rosales; Rosaceae
Source: RefSeq, a predicted model, not a curated record